AUGACUAAUUGUGCAGUGCCGGGAUGCAAAGAAAAUGGAUAUCAUUUGUUCCCAAAUGAUAAAAAUAGAAGAAGGUUGUGGGCCAAAGCAAUAAAACGCCCAGAAUUGGCGAAAUCGCAAUCUUCUUAUUUACGAUUAUGUGGACGUCAUUUUACAGAAAAUGAUUAUAAAACUGUGAAAUCGUCUACAGGUUUCAAUUUACAGCGCCGAAUUUUAAUGAAGAAUGCGUUACCAUCAGUUUUCCCUUGGUCGAAGGUUCUACCACCUUCCGCAGCUGCUAGGGAGGAGAGACUGCGAAAUAGAAACCUAAAAAAACAACUAUUCGCUCCAAACUUCUUAGGUUUUAGUGAUACCGGAACUCUGGAUAGUGAAACUUCAAACAUAAAUAAACAGCUAUGUGCAAGUUACAGCCAUACUAAAAUUCAGAAUAUUAACAAUAAAUCGACACAAACCUCUGUUCUGUUGAGAUUAUUUGCUACAGAAGAACUACUUAUUGAUGACACAUCAGUAAAAUUUUAUACUGGGCUUGAAACAUACAAAAAAUUUAAAUUUGUUUUUGACACUUUAUGCCCUAUGGCCUACAAUCUGUGUUAUAAAUCAGGAAAUGUGAUAUCUUUAAGUGUGAAAGACCAGUUUCUAAUAACAUUAAUGAAAUUGAGACGUAACUAUUGUAAUUUUGAACUAUCAAAAAUAUUUGGUGUCAGUCGAACUGUAGUAUCUAAUAUAUUUGUAACCUGGGUGAAUUUUAUGUAUGAUACUUGGUCAUUAAUUGAAUUAUGGCCUACCCAAGAGUUGGUCCAAUACUAUACCCCAGAAAGCUUUGAGAAUUUUGAAAAAACAAGAAUUAUCAUAGAUUCGACAGAAGUGCCAAUAUGUAAGCCAACAAACCCUCUAUCACAACAGGCCACAUUUAGCAACUAUAAAAACAAAAAUACAAUCAAAUUUCUGAUUGGUGCUACUCCAGGUGGUCUAAUUUCAUAUUGUUCAGAUGGUUAUGGUGGGGCAACAAGUGAUUGGCAAUUAACCGAAAGAUCGUCAUUAAUUAAGCUUUGUCAGGCAGGAGAUAUAAUUAUGGCUGAUAAAGGGUUUAAUGUUCAAGACAUUUUUGCCUCAAAAAAUGUUGCAAUUAAAAUACCCACAUUUUUAAAGGGGGUGUCACAACUCUCCACACAUGAUUUGAAAAAAAGAUAG
This is a messenger RNA of Parnassius apollo (apollo), 1191 nucleotides long. Lineage: Eukaryota; Metazoa; Arthropoda; Insecta; Lepidoptera; Papilionidae. The record is from the annotation of a GenBank genome assembly.